GAAUGAGGAUGUGAUAUUUGCUGACAGUCUGUUAUCAAAGUACUGCUGCACUUACCUGCACUUGUGAUGCAUAUUAUGUGCUUAAGAUGCAAGUGCUUGCAAGGAUAAAAUGAUCUAUACUCUAUGCCGUUUGACAGGAAGCUACUGUUUGCUUUCACGUCAUGUCUUGGACAGACAAAGUCAGACAGUAGACCCCUCAGCUCUACUGAGUACUGUAACAUACAGGAUCAAAAGCCUGGGUUAAAAAGAAGCACCUGGCUCCCAAGAGAAAAUCUGGACCUGUCGUCACCCAUCCCAUAGGCAUGAAGGUAUGAUAUUUGCUGCUGAGUUCUCCGCUUGAUGUCCCAUCUAAUGACGCAUUUGUAGAUAACAAAGACCCAAGCGACCCAGUUGAGUUCCCCCUCUUCUAUUUAGCUUCUCUCUGGGAACUCUACAGGGGAAGGCUUUGAAUUUGCUCCGUUUGACCCUCUUAUCCACCGCUUCUCUGCAUUUCUGUUGGACAUUUUCGAACCUGCCUCUGGUGAGGGGAGGCGCUCUGAGGAUAUCAUUCACUAGACGGGCAUCCUUCACUGGAGGAUAUCUCUUCGGUCUCAGCUCUGGGUGGACACAUCACGUCCAAUUUCCGCGUAAGAGGUAUAAUGACUGUUCUCGUUGCUUCUGCCCCGCCUUGGACUGUCUUAUAUGCAGUCAUCGCGUGUCACGUCCGCCCUCUUCUUCAUCACCCCAGGCUGACGUCCUCUGCAGGACAGAAAGGGGCAGCCAUCCAGCUUUUCUACAAUUGUUCUGCCUGCAUGUCAGUCUAGUUCCUCUCUCUCUUUCGGGCUCGCUGGAGUCCGUGGUGGCAAAUUCACACGCCACAGGCUUGAGUUCUGCUGACCUUCACCCUCUACGCCUAACGGUCCAGUAAAGUUUAGGAAGAAAUGGCUCCCUUUCGCAGUCCCUACGCUGGCGGUUACAGCGACGGGAUCAAGAGACAAUUGGAAAGCGUGACUCUCCCCGACAAGAUCAAGUGCGAGACCUGCAAAAAAAUUCGCAUGCAGAACGCUUUCUCCAAGAGGCAGCUCGAUAUCCUUCGCAACGCCAUUUCUAAGAAGGGCACUAAAGCCAUCAACAGCCCUGGCUACGCGAGAUGUCGGAACUGCGUCGGUGGCCAGGCUGUUGAAAUGAGAUGCAGUGUCUGUGACCAGGUGAAAGGUCUCGACCAGUUUGCUAAGGCUCAGAGGCAUAACCGUGAGAUGGCUAGAUGUCUGGCUUGUGUUCAGCUUCACACUGAAAUAGAGCCCAUCGUCAAUAAAGCCAAGAUGAUUCAAGGCGAGGAGCAGGACAAGGAUACCAAGAUUGGGGAAGAAGCGGAUGAAUCGAACAAUGACUAUUUCAAAGACAUCCGUGCUAGCUCUGUGUACGGCGACGAAGGUGAUGAGGACGAGUCCAUUGGCGGAGGAGUCUGGCUCGAGGGAGAGCGAGACGACAAGCGCCACGCCGAUGCCGAUGUCGACAAAGGAAAAGGAAAAGGACGCAUGUUCACUGCCUUUGACCAGUAUGGAGCGGCGCACACCCGCAGGGCUUCCAUUUCUGAGACAGAACCUAGAACUAUCCACAGCGGCUGGGAUUCUUGGGGAAUUAAGCUUGGAAGCCUCGGAAGCCCUUCGAAUCCUCGUAGGCAGCUAGAGAAGAAGGAACCGAGGUUCGCCAAAAUUCGCGCCUACAAACCCCCAAGGGAAGAAAUCCCCAUUAUGAGGAGGGAACCCGAGCCUGCCGUGGAGACUGCCCACACUGACGACGAGGAUUCUGAUGGCGACAUUGAGGACUACCUCUGAUCUGACUGUCAGGCAUCCACUGGGAAAGCAUACGCCAAUCGAGAAGCACAAAGGCUACGUGAAUCUCGUUAUCGUUUCCCCCACUGCAGCUCCAUGCAAGGCUCGAGAACAAUACGCUCCAUAAUGCAACUGGUACUGAAUAGGUGGUUGUCUAAGCCCUUCUCCGAGUCGAAAAUCGCACCUCGCGUCAAUUACAUUCUGCAGAAUAGUAAUCACUUGCCCACUCUGUGCCUCCAGAGGCAGUAGAACUUCCGGCCACGUUUCUAUUAAUAAAUUCCCUCGUAUGACCGAUGAGCAGAGUAUUACCAGUUAAGAGGGAACCGUGGAAUUGCCACCGUUGCCAUCCCGACUCCCGAUUUCCAGAGACCCUUAACCUGGUUGAGCCAGGGUCGAGUUAAAA
Molecule: messenger RNA, 2217 nt
Organism: Monascus purpureus
Lineage: Eukaryota; Fungi; Ascomycota; Eurotiomycetes; Eurotiales; Aspergillaceae
Source: the annotation of a GenBank genome assembly